Messenger RNA from Sphaeroforma arctica JP610, 999 nucleotides. RefSeq lists its product as hypothetical. Bases 1 to 999 code for a protein of 332 amino acids. The transcript has a single exon. The record is from RefSeq and is a predicted model, not a curated record. NCBI's taxonomy places the organism in Eukaryota, Ichthyosporea, Ichthyophonida.
AUGACUACCCCUACACUGUUUGGCUUAUCACACGAUUGUCUCCGACGCAUUCUUGGUUUUCUUAAUCCUCCGAGUGCGCUGGAACUGUGCGUAGCGUACGGACGACCCGAAAUGAUGGGUUGGUUUUACGAAGACGGAGGAGUGUACACAUACGACGGGACAGAUCAUUUUCUACCCCCUAGACAUAUUAAACAUUUGCGCUAUACUGGCGUAUCACCGAACGUCGACGAAUUGGCUGCAUACACCAGUCUGCACACACUCAAGCUGAAGGAUACCAAGGUAACGAACGUUGACGCCCUAGCUGCGUGCACUAGCUUGCACACACUCGACCUAAACUAUACCCAGGUGACGAACGUUGACGCCCUAGCUGCGUGCACUAGCUUACACACACUCAGGCUGAAGUAUACCAAGAUAACGAACGUUGACGCCCUAGCUGCGUGCACUAGCUUGCACACACUCGACUUAAACUAUACCCAGGUGACGAACGUUGACGCCCUGGCCGCGUGUACCAGCCUGCACACACUUAUCCUGUACUCGACCGCGAUGACAAACGUCGACGCCCUGGCUGCGUGCACUAGCCUGCACACACUCAACCUAAACUAUACCCAGGUGACGAACGUUGACGCCCUAGCUGCGUGCACUAGCUUGCACACACUCGACCUAAACUAUACCCAGGUGACGAACGUUGACGCCCUGGCCGCGUGCACUAGCCUGCACACACUCAACCUAAACGAUACCCAGGUGACGAACGUUGACGCCCUAGCUGCGUGCACUAGCUUACACACACUCAGGCUGAACAAUCCCGAUGUAACGAACGUUGACGCCCUAGCUGCGUGCACUAGCUUACACACACUCGACCUGAGUGAUACCCAGGUGACAAACGUCGACGCCCUGGCUGCAUGUACCAGCCUGCACACACUUGACCUGAGUGAUACCGGGGUAACAAAUGUUGACGCCCUGGCUGCAUGUACCAGCCUGCACACACUUGACCUAGAGUGA